GCCGCACCAAACCGCUUCGCUUCGCUCGCUCGUCAGCUCCCUGUCGCGCACACAACGGACGCAGAGGCCAGAGCCAGAGCAGCUGCCCCCCUCGGAUCGGAGCGAGCAGCGGCACCACCAUCUGUCCGUCUCCAAUGGCGCGGCCACAGCAACGGUACCGCGGCGUGCGGCAACGCCACUGGGGCUCCUGGGUCUCGGAGAUCCGCCACCCCCUCCUGAAGACGAGGAUCUGGCUGGGCACCUUCGAGACGGCCGAGGACGCGGCGCGCGCCUACGACGAGGCGGCGCGCAUCAUGUGCGGCUCCCGCGUGCGCACCAACUUCCCCGAGGACGCAGGCGGCGACGGGCAGCAGCAGCAGGCCGCGCCGUCGCUCCUCUCCCCCGCGCUCGUCGCCAAGCUUCACCGCUCCAACCUCGCGUCCGCUCAGGCGGCGCAGGGCAAGGCCGACGCCUCGGCAGCAGCCGCCGCCGCGCUCCCGCGCGUCGCGGCGGCAGUGCCUGCCGGCAUGGGGAUCUCCGCCUCGCCGUCGCCGUCGGCGUCGGCGGCGGGGGACUGGAGCGGCGGGCUGCUUGAGGAGCAGUACGUGGACCAGAUGAUCGAGGAGCUUCUGGACUCCAACUUCUCCAUGGAGAUCUCCUACUAGCUGCGCGCCUGCGCGCGCACGCGCACGAGCACGACGCGUCAUCCCGCGGCCCCCGCCUCCUCUGCUCCGUCUCAUCCCAUCUCAAUUCUCAUCUCAUUUCUCUGUUUGGUUUCGUCGGUCAGGUAGGGAACGAAGUGCAGUGCAGUGAGUUACUUAGUAUUAGUAGUAUCAUUAGCCAUGCCAGGAGUGACUCGAGGUUACCUUGGCCUGUUGGCCAGACGAGUUGGUUCUUGAGCAACCUGAUGUGUAGUAUACGGUAGCAUCGCCAGAGCAUAAAAGAGUUGGAUUGGACUCCAUUUUUUUCCUACCGCCAUUGUUGGAAACUUGGAAGUGGUACUGGGCUGAGCGCA
Zea mays is the source of this 994-nucleotide messenger RNA. Its product is annotated as ethylene-responsive transcription factor ERF003. The transcript is spliced from 2 exons. The record is from RefSeq and is a predicted model, not a curated record. Gene Ontology annotation, biological process: regulation of DNA-templated transcription. NCBI's taxonomy places the organism in Eukaryota, Viridiplantae, Streptophyta, Magnoliopsida, Poales, Poaceae. The coding region runs from base 135 to 644 and encodes 169 amino acids. Gene Ontology annotation, molecular function: DNA binding; DNA-binding transcription factor activity.